Molecule: messenger RNA, 8863 nt
Organism: Stegodyphus dumicola
Lineage: Eukaryota; Metazoa; Arthropoda; Arachnida; Araneae; Eresidae
Product: dystroglycan 1-like
Biological process (GO): axon guidance; muscle attachment; nerve development
Cellular component (GO): dystrophin-associated glycoprotein complex; sarcolemma; dystroglycan complex
Molecular function (GO): laminin binding; calcium ion binding
Source: RefSeq, a predicted model, not a curated record
CGAUGCGGCGGUGUGCAGAAGGAAGAUGACAAAGAGGGUCACGGGGCAGAUGCCCCUGCUUCACAUAUGGGUCGUGGCGUCGCUCGCUCUCGCCUCAGGAGGGGUUCGAAGGGACCAAGGAGUGCCAGAUACUCAGGCUCACGUAGGACGCAUCUUCAGGUAUAAGCUGCCGGCGGACGCUUUCGAAGGAUCUGUGCAGCGAUACGAAGUGACAGAAGCCGGUGAAAGCCAUCUUCCAUCCUGGUUACAAUUUGAUCCCAAACAGGCAGUUUUCGAAGGCGUUCCAGGAUCAGCGGAUGUGGGGCAGCUCUAUAUAUGCAUCAAAGCUAUCGGUAACUCCACAGCAAAAGAUGUUUUCUCUGUGGAGAUAGCAGACGAGACGGCAACGACGAAUGACUGUCCAUUUGGUAAAUCAGAAACAAUGGUGACUAUUACUGUUGAUGCCACACUUACAGAUUUGCAGCUGUCUGAAAAACUACGUAUGCUACACUCAGUUUCGUCUUUACUCAAUGUACCCGAAUCAAGGUUUCAGUUGUUGUCACUUCAUCGGGAAGACAGCUCUUUCAACCCAGAUGCUAUUCGUGCUGGUCCUGGGAACGCUCUUCAACGAAAUUACGAAGGAAUGUUAAUACAAAUGCCCGUAGGUUGCGAAGGUCAAAUUUUGUCAGCGUUUGAACCUGUAUUGACAAAUAUAGAGAAAACCGCUGCUAACGGUGAACUCGCAGACUUGAUUGGUUAUAUGAUUGUUGGCUGGCAAGUGUCUGGCGCUAACUCAGUAACACAAAUGAGAGAAAAGCGUAAUGUUACUCCGUUUCGCGUCACACCUGUCCCAAAAAUGCAUAUAACUCGAUGGCCAACCAUUACAGAAAGGAUUGAUGAAGAUGAAACUAGGGAAGUGGUGCCAGAAGUAAGAAUUAUCCCUACUAUGUCUUCUCCAUAUUUCGCCGUCCCGUCAACAUACGAUCACAAACAUAGGCAUCAUCAUGGCCAAGAUCCACUCAGACGGACACACAUUUUACCUACCACUGAACUGUUUGCUUCUCCUACCUAUCGUUAUCACACUCUCCCCACACAGAAGCAUGAAUUCAGUGGAACAGCAAUGCCGACACCAGUGCUGUAUCCAGAAAGACCUACAUCUGCUAUUAUACCCACUAGAAUUUAUGACAUCGACGGGACUAUUACAAUCAAAAGACCACGCCCACCUUAUGCUUCUGAGGAUAUUUUGUCUCGGUGGUAUGUCACAACUACAGAUUUUGCAACGGUGGAUAUUAAACCUACAAGAAGUCGGUCGACUAUUGAGCCUACGAAGCAUAUGCCGCAGGCACCAAAUUUCAAGCCAACUGUUAAUAGCAGAACAAAGAAGCUUUCCUUAGUUGCAGGAAAAGCAUGGAGUUAUACUAUACCUAUUGACACUUUCAUUGAUAUGGAAGAUGGUAAUACUCGAGAUUUGAAAUUAAUGUUUUUGACAUCUGAACGUACAUCGUUGCCUUCUACAUCAUGGAUUCAGUUCGACCCUGAGCAUCAAGUGAUAUAUGCAUUGCCAAUGAGUGAAAAUAUUGGUAAACAUGAGUAUAUUUUAGAAGCCAUGGACAGUGAGGGAGCAUCUACAUUCGACAGAGUGCAGUUACAUGUAUGGCAACAUCCGCUAGAGAAAAGUUUAACGCAUUCCUUUACAAUGACCGUAAGAUACAGUAAAUUUCAAUAUCCUGUUGGUAUAGAUUGGCAGAUUGAAAUAUUAAAUCGAUUAUCUAAGUUAUAUAAAGAUCCAGAUAAUUCAAAAUUAAGUGUCUGGAAUGUAACGCUGGAUCCAACUAAAAUAACCUGGGCAAAUGACACUCUUCCCACGGAUCAUUGCCCUGUAGAAAAGAUAUUGCAACUUUACGAUGUUUUCUCAACGCCUGAUAAUUAUCCAACAAAGGAAAUGAAAAAGGUUAUGGUACCUGAAUUCAAAGUUCAAGACUUCAGAGUGAAAUACAAAGGUGUUUGUCACGGCGUAAUCACGACUCCUCCUCCUCCGCGCAAUUCUCUGCCAAUUCUUAGAAAUCCGAUAAGAGAAAUAAAUGUUUCUGUAGGAGAUAUUAUAAAAUAUAGAAUACCCGAAAAUACAUUCCACGAUUUUGAGGAUGGCAGCACUCGCCACCUCCAGUUAACACUUCUUACGUCGGACAACGUGCGUCCUUCUAAAUCGUAUUGGUUGCAAUUUGAUCCUCGCAAUCAAGAAAUUUACGGUCUGCCUUCUGAAGAAGAAGUAGGCCGACAUGAUUUCUUGCUCACCGCCAUGGAUAGCGAUGGUCAAACUGUCCCAGAUUCUUUCAUUAUUCAUGUACUCCGAAUGCCUUCUUCUGAAAGACCUCCAGUGGAAUUCAGUAUUCGUUUAGACUAUGAUUUCGAGGAGUUUGCAAGCGACACCAGUAAAAAAACUUUAGUUGCAUCGAAAAUAGCAAGACUGUAUGGAGACCCUGAUACUCAGUACAUAAUUGUCACAAACAUAACUGGUGGUUCAACUGUGUACGCAUGGAGCAACAAAACUUUGCCAAUACUUCAUUGUCCCAAAGAAAAAAUAGAUAACUUGGUAAAAUACAUCAUCACUGACAACGGUACACUUUCUUCGAGUCUUACAGAAGUCAUGGAACCCGAAUUCAGAGUUAUAAGUGCUGACGUUGUACCACUGGGAGCGUGCUUAAAAGGAAUUGCACCAACUUUUGUCACGAUAACUACGACUACAGAGCCAGAGUUACCAGAGGAUUUAGAACCAACUAUAAAGACGUCGCGAGAUGAGGAUAUUUAUAUAACUACAAUAGUUCCUGCCAUCGUUAUUGCAGUCAUGUUAGUUAUUGCAGCUAUAGUAGCUUACUUUUUGUACUGGAAAAAGAGGAAAGGCAAAAUGAGCUUAGGAGAUAAAGAUUUCAUCGGAAGCGGAGUUCCUGUUGUGUUUGCUGGAGAACUGGAAGAGCAAAAGCCAGAUCCAGGAAAAACUCCAGCGAUUAUGAAAAAUGAGAAACCUCCCCUUUCGACAGACCAUCUAAUCAACCCAUUCAGGAGAGGCACAGCUGCUGUCCGAGAUUCAGCUCCUCAAACAGCGGCUAAGACUCGAGACGGCCCCUCUCUCAGAGAACGCAAAGACACCUCCACCCUUUACAAACCUCCACCACCUUUCGCAUCUAGUAGAGAAGCAAAAGGUACACGUCCCAAAAGUACCCAAGCAUACAGGCAUGCUACGUACGUCCCACCUUAAGUAGCCUAUCGAAGCCUUACAUUUUGUAAAUAUUCCCUUUUCCAAAGGAAAACUGGUAGAAAAGUUUCCUGCUUUGUGAUAACUAGAUACAAUACGAUUAUGAGAAGCCUGAAAUCUUUAAUAUGGCACGAUUAAAUCACCUGUCAGGAAAUAAGUGAUAGCGUGUAGUUUUUAAAUCGUGUGCUAUAAUUGUAUUAUGAUUUUGUGCUUUUUGAAUGCGAGUGUAAAAUAACUGCAGUACAUUUUGAAGCAUUAUACUCCUUAACGGCGGUUGCAAAAUUAUGAAAAAGCAAUCAUUUUAUUUAGGUGUUAUUAACCGUCGUUAUUAUUUAUAACAAAAGGUGCUAUAUAUGAAAUGCUAUUUAAAUCAAUUUGCUGCUGAAUGAGUGACGUCUCCAGGGCAAAUGCACAAAUGUGAAAAAUUAAAAGUGUUCAACCUACUCAUAUGUGGAUAUUUUCAUUUUCAUACAUUCACUAAAAUAAAAAUUUGCGCCUAUAUCAGAACUUCUAUGCCGAGAUAAAUACAAACACCUUAUACACGCUCUACUAUUAUGCUACAGUUUAAAAUGGAAGUUCAGAAGUGUUCCAUCUCAUAAUAUUUCACAUUGCUUCUGAAUUCCUGUUAGCUUUGAAGAAAUCCUCUUCCUAAUAAUGUUUUAUUCAACUUGUAAACAUAUUUAUCUACUAUUUAUAUGUGCUCCCAAGGCUAAUGUUUUAGAAUAUUAUUGCCAAAAUUUGGAUUUACAUGCAUAACUGUGAAAUUUGAAAAACACCUGAAAAUCAUUCUCUUGCAAUAAUUUAUGGUGCUUAUGAACUAUUAGGCGUAUUACAUAUUUAAAUUUUUCCCUUCCCUCAUCAGUACGGUUUUGAUAAAUAUAUAUAACUGCAAACCAAAAUACAAUAAUGAACUCUUUCUUAAGUUGUAUUAUAAACUUUUGUGUGUAACUAGACAAAUUUAAAAUGCCUUUUAGAAGUCAAUUCUACUUCUGGUUCAUAAAGUUGGACUACGCAUACGCUUGUCUCUAUUAUGUGUACAAACAUAAAUCUGUAAAAAAGAAGUUUCUUUGCUAAAUGGCAAUUCUUGAAUCAGCUUCACGAAUCAAUCGUCUGCUAAGAAUACCGCUUUAUCUUUCACGAAUUAUUAGCAAGUAAAGAAAAGACGUGAGUAUUACUGAACUCAAAGCAUUGAAAAUAUUGAUUUGGGAAUAGACGGGAAAAAAAUUAGUAAGAAAACCGAAAAACACAAAGUUCUAUUCUAAUUACCCAUGCGGUAGUAACAAGGGUGUAGCUUUAAAGAGCUGAUUGUAUAUAAGACAUGAAUGUGACCAGUUACUGUCAUUUCCCUCUCACGUCAAAAAUAACAACGGAAAUAAAAGUGAAUAUAUGUAACACAAUGAUCAAAAUAAGGAAAGAUGCAGAGUUCGAAUGCCUGCGUUUACUUUACAAGAUACUACUUUCUUAAUUUUCGCGUAGGUCACAAACGAAAUGUUUGUUCUACUUGGAAAUGAGAUGGUUCAUUCCUAACAAAUUCGACUCUUUUCUUGAAUAUGAAAUCAUUGAUUUUCAUCGAAUUCUGAUUUUUGCGUUUAUCACAAUUAAAAUACACAAACUUUUUAACUAACUCUUUAUGGUCAACUCUGAGAGGUCCAUGGAAGCAGCUGUCAAGUGGUCCUUCAAAUCGUAUUCCUCUUUUUCUUUUGAAUGUGCUAUGCUAUUCAAGCCAAGUGUUAGCUAAUAUUUAGCAUUUUUAUUUAGCUUAUGUCACUGUAUAUACCUGUGUGUGCAAAUGCCAAUUAUUUUCAUGCAACAAUAUCAAUUAUUUUUCAAUUAAAUGUGUUGUUAAAAAUUGCUAUAUGUACUUAAAGGACACUAUAUUGAAGUUAAAAAUGUACAGAAGUUUAAAGUUGUUGCAAAUGUAGAUUUAUCGUAGUUUAAAAAUCCUGAAAAUGUACAUAUAGAUUGAGUGUUCCACUUGGGUUAUGUUUUUGAAUUCAACCUGUUUGGGUAAAACCGUAGAAUAUUGUCCGAUUGGUGCUAUUCACAUACUGAUGAUUCAAUCAUUUGUUAUAAAAUGCAGGUGAAAUGUUUAGAUGCACCUGUUUCAUGCCAAAAAAAAAAAAUUAUGAGAGAAAUUGAAAGAAUAAAGUAGAUCUUUAAUGGUCUGGCAGUUUGGUGGUAUUUUUUUUCAUAUUUGGUAAUGAGUAAUGUUGCCGAAACGAACCGGACAGUAUUCUUCAGUUUUGCUGCUGUUGAAUAGUAUUUUUAUUAUAAGGUGUGUUCAUUCAUGUUGGUUGUACUCCUCUUCUUAGAAUUAUUUUAUAUUAGACAUGUGAUUGUAUUUUACUUAUCAAAUAGGAUAAGUAGAAGUUACGCUUUUGUACACUGUACAUAUAUGCUGUAUAACGCAAAGCUGUAGGCAUCUUAAUUAUAUACAAACAUUUUCCAAUAUUUUGUUAAAUCUAGGUAGGCAAACUUAAUAAAUUAAAAUAAACUGAAAUUAUAAUAUUAAAAGAUUACAAAAGUAUGUUUGUAAUGCCCUCGUUUAAUCUCCAUCUAAUAAAUAACUCUCUCACAAUAAUACCAUUAACCAUUUUUUGUAUUAUUGAAACCUUUAACCUUGCUGUUUACAACUUCUAGAUUCGUAAAUAGGACAUGACAGCAAAAUUUCUUUAAAAAUUUGUUUUUAAUUGGAAGUAUGCUUGUAUAUCCCGUUUAAAAAACUUCCUGAAUUUAAUUAACUUUUUUUUUUUUUUUUUUUUUUUCAGUGAAAUAGAAAUUACAUCCGUUGAUCAAUUAUAUUUUUAAUUCUACUUUCCUGAACAUAAUUCGGAUAUUUCGAAUAUUUUUAUAAGUAAUCACCGUAAUUAAUAAAAUCCAAAUACUAUCAUCACUAAAAUGGCAUAACACUAUAACCAGAAUACAAGUUAUAUUCAAUCCUUUCACAUAUCUUUCAGCAAUUCAGUUUAAUUAACGAUUUUUAGCCGCGUUUUUAUUCUUUGAAAAAUUACUCUCGUUUUACUGUGUUUAAGCACUCAGUUACGUAUCCUGGCACAACUCAUCUACAUUAUGAAUAAGCAAUAAAAUUUUGUAUAUAAUAUCCAGAAAGAAAAGAAUAAGGUAUUUUUUUCAUUAACUACUCCUCAGUACACUUUUUAUUCCUAUCACCGACAGCAUAUAACAAAUAAAAACAUGUAGCUGAUAACACUGGGAUCUUGAAAAUAACAAACAAACAAGAGCACAAAAGAAGGAAUUUGUCUAUAUAUUUCUUGACCCCCAAAACCAAGAAAUUUCAUUCUUCGGAAUGAAACAGCAGUUUCCUUGUCCAGCUUUAGAUCACAAAUUGAGCAGAAAAGUUCGGUUAAAUCCAAUACAGUGCAAAUGAGUGAUAAUACAAUCGUGUGAUCUUGUUUGACUGCCAUUAUUUUUAACCGAAGUUUAUCAAGCGCAUUUCUCAGAUACUUCUUCGUGUAAUAUUUAUGGCUGUUUCUACUUCGAAAUGACAGCUAGUAUUUAAAAAAAAAAAACCAUAACACUUUACAAAAAGUAGCUGGCUGAAUAGUGAAUAAGAAAAGAUUCAUGGUUCGCACAUUGUAAAAAUUUGGCACACUAUUAUGGCAAAGAAAUCUGUUUGCGUAAUACUUUUAUGUGUACGUAUAGCAAGCCCGUUGCAAAAGGAUGUGCUUAUUUGUUAACUUCAAAUCUUGCUGGAAGAUGGCUCAAUAGAUGUCGAGGUCACAAUGAAACUAAGGUGGCAGCGAAAUGUUAACAUAAAUGUAACAUGUGAAGCCAAACAACUCGGGGACUCUGCUAAUUUAAGGCUCCAUAUUUUGGCUAAUCUAUUCUUAUUCUGGACUCUUAUUAAAAGACUUGGAGGCUCAUGAUUCUGUUAAAAAGGCUCAGAACUGAAGGGCUGUUUGCAAAUUUGAGAGUAAUAUUUAUUACCUUACAGAUUUCUACUAACGAAUCAACACGUUUGAGAGUAUUGUGAAGAACUUCCACCUCACAGUCAAAAAAAGUAAUAUCGAGUUUCUCGUCUAGACAGCGCAGGAUUCACGUAUAAGCUGCACAAGCUAUAGCUUAGGCCACCCCCCCCAAAAAAAAUUUCAAAUACAGUAUAAAUAUAGUAUAACAGACGUAUAAAGAGACGUAUAACAGACGUAUAUCUCAAAUAGCUUGGGGCCUUAUCAAGCCUAACUCCAGCUCUGCGUUUAGAUCGUAUAAAGUAAGUAACCAAGACAAGAUCCCCAGCACCUGCAUUCAUAUGUUUAUCAAACCGUAAUCCAUUUGUAUGCACAUAUAUGUAACCUAUCAUCUUCCUUGUAUUUAAUGCUAACAGCUUACAAACCUCGGAACCUUUGUCUGAGUAUCCUUUUUAUUAAUCUUUUCUUUUUUUAGCAAGACACGUGUAUUUACUCGCACAAUAAUUUAUUCCUAUUAUUUCUGGGUUUCUGUAGCGAGUGAUAAUUUAUGGAAAUUUGGAAAUUUUUCCUGCUAUCCAGAAUUUUUCAAAUAAAUUUGAUUCGGAUCUUAAUAUUUCAAGGUUUAAUUUGAUAAUUUUUCUAAGCAAGGACUAUAAAGCUUGAGAGUUUUUAUAUAAAAUUAAAGCUUCUAAUUAUUCUACUAAUUUUAAAGAGGUUUACUUUAAGUCAAUAACAACAUUGCAUUAUGUAAUGUGGAUGGCAUUGUCUCAAUAAUUAUGUUUAAUAUCGAAUUCAUUCCCUCAGUGUUAUGUAUGAAAGCAGUUAAAAGGGUCUAGAUUAUUAUAUCAAAAGACGAAAGCUUCUACAUAUUGUUAACAAAUGUACAAAUUCUAUAAUUUUCUUAUUCAAUCUGCUAUCAGUUUUAAUCGUUUCCCUAACUCGACGCUUCGCUUAUGUAUAUACAUACACCAUAGAGACUUAAAUUUUGCAUGAAAAUACAAUGUCAUUAAUUGAUUGGUUUAAUCUAUCUGUGCUAAAUAAUCCUAAGUGGUGUAACUGAAAUCUGAAUAACACCGUGCGGUGUUUUAGUAAGCGUUAAUAUGCGGAAAAUUGUCUUUCUUUGUGUAAUUGGCAGAAUACACUGUCACUAAAUUGUGAUUGGUUUAAUCUAAUCUAUCUGUGCUAAAUAAUCUGAAGUGGUGUAACUCAAAUCUGAUUAACAUCAUGUAGUGUUUUAGUAAGCGGUGAUAUGCGGAAAAUUAUCUUCUGUAAUUUGCAAAAUCCAGAAAACAAAUUACAUACAUUAAUUAUUCAUUCAGUAGACAUCAACUUGCAUAAAUUCACAAAUAACUACCUCUUCCCCUCAAAAAAAGUAUAUUUAAAUGACAUCCAACAUGCAACUGAAAGAAUUUCUUCCAUGCUCAAAACACACUGGUGUAAAAUUCAGAUUAAUAUAUAUAGGUUAUAUUUCAUUGUAUUAUCAUAAAGAAUGUAACAGAUUAAUUUUGAAUGCUUCUGUAAAGAAAUGCCAGAACAAAUUUAAGGUAUUUCAAAUGUCUUUUUUUAAGCAAGUCAUGAAAGAAUCAAUGAAAAUGUGUAUUCUGUUCAUAACCAAUAUUCAUGAUUCAUUAAGUAUUUACAGUCUGUGAAUUUAUUUUAAAGAAAAAGAGUUUUAAAAAUUCUGAAUAAAUUGUAUUGCAACUGACAA